Messenger RNA from Fusarium sp. VM40, 1968 nucleotides. Lineage: Eukaryota; Fungi; Ascomycota; Sordariomycetes; Hypocreales; Nectriaceae. The record is from the annotation of a GenBank genome assembly.
AUGGGCAAAUCUCGCAGAAGUCGUGGCCAAGCUGCCCGCAAAGACCCCAUCUCAAAGACCAUCAAACCUCCCUCAGACCCUGAACUCGCUGCCCUAAGAGAGUCCAAGAUUCUCCCCGUCAUCGGCGAGCUCAAGAGCGCUGACCCAAAGGCUCGCUCCGCUGCUGCCUCUGCCAUAUCCAACAUCAUCCAGGACGAGAAGUGCCGCAAGCUGCUGCUGCGUGAGCAGAUUGUUCAUACCCUCACUACACAGACUCUCACUGAUGCUGCUCUCGAGAGCCGAGCUGCUGGUUGGGGCAUCUUGAGGGUUCUUGCGCAGGAGGAGGAGCCUGAUUUCUGUGUUCAUCUUUACCGUGUUGAUAUUCUUACUGCGAUUGAAUUUGCCGCCAAGUCGGUCACUGAGAUUCUGCUGUCUAAAGACCUAGAAUUCCAAAAACGCUCAAAGCCUGAGCAAACCACAAUCCUCAGCAUUGUCUCAUCGCUUGUCUCACUUCUCACUGCUCUUGCCGAAGCUCAGGAUGAGAUCCUUGAAGCCAUCUCCCGCAACGCCACCAUCACCCGUUUCCUCUUCCUCCUUACUUCAGACGAGCUCGCCAGCAACCCCGAGAUCGUCUCACUAAGAAGCGAUGCUCUCGCCUGUCUCAUGAUUCUAUGCGAGGACAAUGAGGAGCUUUCUGAGAAGGUUAUCAACACCAAGGAGCACCGCACAUAUGGUACUCUGCUGUCCCUGCGCAAGACGGCCAACAGCGAUGGUGUUCUCACUUGUGGUGUCCUUUACAACAUCUUUGCCUCUCUCGAGGAACAGGACAUCGCUCUUGGAGCCGACAAGUCACUUCUCAUCCCCACUCUCUCUCAGGUUCUCAAAGCGUUUGAACCAGGCCAAACGUCCGAUGCUUCGGGCUGGGCAAACCCUGUCGAGUAUCAGCAGCUUGCUCUGGAGAUCCUAGCUUCCAUCGGAACAACUCUCAACACAUCAGUUGAAGCUGAGCCUCAAAAGGAGGAGAAGCCCGACGACAAUGAGGAUGAGGAGAUGGGUGAUGCAGACGAGGAAAUGUCCGACGGCGAGGAAGAGGGUGGUGAAGAUGGCGAGGAGGAGAUGGACGACGAUGAGCUGGAAGCUGAUAUGGAGAUGGUUACCGGUGCCGACAGAAAUGAGGAGGACAGCAACAUUGACGACCUUCCCAUCCUCAAAACUCUCAUCGACAACGCCCUCCCUCAACUCAUCCGCAUCGCCUCCCUCUCACCCGUUGACGACAACUCCCUCCGCCUACAAGGCCUCGCCCUCUCCGCCCUCAACAACAUUGCCUGGUCUGUCUCCGUCAUCGACUUUGCCGAUUCUGACAACCUCCCUAUCCAAAACGCCUGGGACCCUGUCGGCCGUGCCCUCUGGACCGAGGUUAUCGCCCCCAUUCUCGCCACCGACACCGCCGACAUCGACCUUGCAACUCAGAUCACCAGCCUAGCCUGGGGUGUCGCUCGUUCUCUCCGAGACCGACCAAACAUGCCUUUUGCCGAUGAGCACCGCCGCUUCAUCGCUCUCUACCAGGCCACAAAGGGCUCCCCUGUCGCCCAGGACUCAGAAGACCCCUUUCAGUCCCUCAGCGUCAAGUGCAUCGGUGUCCUUGGCCAGCUGGCUCUUGAGCCCGCACCCGUUGCUCGAAACCGCGACAUCGGUACUUUCCUAAUCACUAUCCUUGCGGGUCUGCCCGACACGCCAACUGCCGAUGCAGUUGAGGCUCUCAACCAGCUCUUCGACAUUUAUGCCGAUGAGAACUCAUCCUACGAGAAGGAUGUUUUCUGGAAGAACAACUUCUUGAAGCACCUGGAGGAGACAAUUCCCAAGACGCGCGCUAUGAUCAAGGCUAUCGACAGGCGUGCCAGCACCGAGCUGCGCCAGCGCGCAGAGGAAGCCGUAUUGAACUUGAAUCGUUUUGUGGCAUACAAACAAAAGAACAAGCCAGAGGCGUAA